Electrophorus electricus (electric eel) is the source of this 2386-nucleotide messenger RNA. It is a transcript of the gene sdad1, whose product is annotated as SDA1 domain containing 1. Gene Ontology annotation, biological process: ribosomal large subunit export from nucleus; ribosomal large subunit biogenesis. The record is from RefSeq and is a predicted model, not a curated record. Lineage: Eukaryota; Metazoa; Chordata; Actinopteri; Gymnotiformes; Gymnotidae. Gene Ontology annotation, cellular component: nucleolus.
UUACGUCACUGCCAAUAUGGCGACGUCCGUGUGAGCCACGCUGCGGUUGCUGAUGAAGCGGGUGUAGUCGUUAAAGUCGCGCUUGGUUCUUACGCGAGAGACGUUAAAGCGAAUCUGAACUCGCCAUGUCGGGACGACACAACAACAAGCUGCCGACAAAUCUGCCCCAGCUGCAAAACCUCAUCAAAAGGGAUCCGAAGUCCUACACGGAGGAGUUCUUGCAGCAGUAUCGUCACUACCAGUCAAACAUCCAGGUUUUUAAACACCAGCCAGACAAACCAAACAAGGACCUGGCCGAACUGGUGAUGUUUUUAGCGCAGGUCGGUCACUGCUAUCUGGAGGAGCUGGCAAACUUCCCACAAGAACUCACCGAGCUUCUCCUGAAUCACCACACACUGCUUGAACCAGACCUCAGAAUGACGUUUUGCAAGGCCUUGAUCCUUUUGAGGAACAAAGACUUGAUUGAACCCACAAGUCUUCUGGAGCUCUUCUUUGAGCUGCUUCGCUGUCAGGACAAACUUUUGCGGAAGACUCUGUACACGCACAUUGUGACAGAUAUCAAGAAUAUUAACGCAAAGCACAAAAACAACAAGUUGAACACGACUUUGCAGAACUUUAUGUACACUAUGCUGAGGGACUCCAAUCCAAUUGCAGCCAAGAUUUCCUUAGAUGUGAUGGUGGAGCUGUACAAAAGGAAUAUUUGGAACGAUGCCAAAACGGUGAACGUUAUCAUGACGGCCUGUUUCUCCAAAGUCACAAAGAUCCUUGUUGCUGCGCUGACAUUUUUCCUGGGGAAAGACGAAGAUGAGAAAAAGGGCAGCGGCUCGGACUCGGAGGACGACGGGCCUUCCGCCAGGGAUCUAAUGGUCCGAUACUCCACUGGAAAGAAAACUUCUAAAAACAAGAAGAAGAUGGAAAAAGCCAUGAAAGUCCUGAAGAAACACAAAAAGAAAAAGAAGGUUGAGGUCUUUAAUUUUUCUGCCAUACAUGUGAUCCAUGAUCCCCAAGAUUUUGCAGAGAAGCUCCUGAAACAGGUGGAAAGUUGUAAGGAGCGCUUUGAGGUGAAGAUGAUGAUGAUGGAGCUCAUCUCCAGACUUGUGGGAAUUCAUGAGCUCUUCCUCUUCAACUUCUACCCAUUUGUGCAGCGGUUCCUGCAACCUCACCAGAGAGAGGUCACAAAGAUCCUGCUGUGUGCUGCGCAGGCGUCCCACACGCUGGUCCCGCCGGAGGUCAUUGAGCCUGUGAUUAUGAGCAUCGCCAACAACUUCGUCACGGACAGGAACUCCGGAGAGGUCAUGACAGUAGGUAUUAAUGCCAUCAAGGAGAUUGUGACACGCUGUCCUCUCUCUAUGCCAGAAGACCUGCUCCUGGACCUCGCCCAGUACAAGUCUCACAAAGACAAAAAUGUGGUGAUGUCUGCCAGGGGGCUAAUUCAGCUCUUCAGAGACCUCAAUCCUCACAUGCUGCACAGGAAGGACAGGGGGAAACCCACCGAGGCGUCUGCGGAGGCCAGGAUCCAGGACUACGGAGAACUGGAGGCGAAGGACUACAUCCCCGGGGCCGAGGUCCUGGACCUGGAGGAAGAGGAAGCCGGAGGAGGAGAUAACGAAGAUGGCUGGGAGAGUGCCAGCAUGAGUGAAGAUGAUGAUGAUGGGGAAUGGGUCACUGUACACCAUUCUUCUGAUGAAGAUCCGGAAGGAGUGGCGGGGAAACUCCACAGCGUCCCUGCAGAGGAGCGGAAGGUAAAGGCAGCUGCGGUGAGCGCCAGCCGCCUCCUCACACAGGACGACUUCAGGAAGAUCCGUCUGGCUCAGAUGGCCAGAGACGUCACCGCCGCGCCGGGGAAGAGCCAGAAGAGGACGAGAGCUGAGGCCGACGAUGAUGCAGACAGAGGGGAGCUUCUCACACUGAGAGAUAUUGAGCGCUUGCACAAGAAACCCAAGUCUGACAAGGAGACACGGCUGGCCACAGCCAUGGCUGGGCGGACGGACAGGAAGGAAUUUGUGAGGAAGAAGAACAGACUGAACCCGUUCGCCAGCACCAGCAACAAGGAGAAGAGGAAGAGGAAGAACUUCAUGAUGAUGAGGCAGAGUCAGGAUGUCCGGACCAAAGGCAAACGCUCCUUCAGAGAGAAACAGAUUGCUCUACGAGACGCCCUUCUGAAGAAGAGGAAACAUAAGUAGCCUCUCAGAUGUUCGGGAUUUCUCUUUUCUAGAUCUCUCUUCGUGAACCCCCCCCCCCACCCCCGUUCUAGAAGUUUUCUAUAGUAAAACACUUCUGAUGGAUACAGCUGAGAUUAAAAGACUGCACAAACUCUUUGCCAAUCUCUGGACUGGACUCUGCUCAGUCUUGUAUUUGACCUGUAUUAAAUACAUUUGACGUGUCA